UCUCCCAUUCCUCGCCAUUACGGACACCUCUCUCUAGUCUCUCCUACUAUUCGCUAGAAGCCAAGAACGCGACGCGGCGUCGAUGAGGACGAGGCGAGGCGCGUGCUACUCGCCGGCGUCGUGCCAGGACGGGCGGCGGAAGAGGCGGAGGAUCGCCGGCGGCGGCGGGGAGGGAUCGGCUGCGGCGGCCGCGGCGGUGGCCGGCGGCGCCGAGGGGCCUGCCAAUGAUAUGUUCGAGGAGUUGCCGGAUGAUCUUGUGGUGUCGAUCCUCGCCGACGUCGCGGCGUCCGCCCGGUCGCCCGGUGACCUCGCCGGCGCCAUGCUCACGUGCAAGCGGUUCAGGGAGCUCGGGCAGAGCAAGGUGGUGCUCGCGAGGGCGUCGCCGCGGUGCCUCGCCGUGCGGGCCAAGGCGUGGUCGGACGCUGCGCACCGCUUCCUGCAGCGCUGCGCCGACGCCGGCAACCUCGACGCGUGCUACCUUCUUGGCAUGAUCCGGUUUUAUUGUCUCGGGAGCCGCGGGUCGGGAGCGGCGCUGAUGGCGGCGGCGGCGGUGGGCGGGCACCGGGAGGCGCUGUACUCGCUGGCGGUGAUCCAGUUCAACGGCAGCGGCGGAAGCAAGGACGACCGCGACCUCCGCGCCGGGGCGGCGCUGUGCGCGCGCGCGGCGUCGCUGGGGCACGUCGACGCGCUCCGGGAGCUCGGGCACUGCCUGCAGGACGGCUACGGCGUGCGCCGCUCCGUGCUCGACGGGCGCCGCCUCCUCAUCCAGGCCAACGCCCGCGAGCUCGCCGCCGCGGUCGCCGCCUCGGCCUCGCUCCUCCGCGCGGCCACCGGCAAGCCGGCGGCGGCCGCCUCCCGCCGCCACUCGUGCCUCCUCAGCGACUUCGGCUGCCACGCCGCGGCGCCCAAGGCCGGCGGCGAGGCGCACGCCGCCAACCGCUUCCUCGUCGACUGGUUCGCGUCGCGCCCGCUCGCCGGCUCCACCGCCGCCGCCGCCGCGGCGCCAACGCCAGGGAGCGCCGCGGAGGACGAGGCGGCCGGGCUGCGCCUGUGCUCGCACGCGCUGUGCGGGCGGCCGGAGACGCGGCGCCACGAGUUCCGGCGCUGCUCGGUGUGCGGCGUGGUGAACUACUGCUCCCGGGCGUGCCAGGCGCUGCACUGGAAGACGGCGCACAAGGCGGAGUGCACGCCCAUGGACCGGUGGCUCGACAACGCCGCCGCCGGCGCCGCCAACCCCAAUGCCGCCGCCAUGGCCGCGCCCGCCCCAUGACCGCCUCGCCGCGACACGCGCACGCAGGCGCAGCAGUAAAUGCACCGGACGAACGGUUGGCGAACUAGGCGUGAACUCGCAAGUUGGAAACGAACGGAUAGUUAUUAGUGACUGUUUAAUUAGUACUUUUACUUUAGACGGUUAAAAAAAAAAGAGGAAAAUUACUGUGCGUUCUUUUUUUUCACCCGGGUGGUCUUCUACUCUUCUGUACAUGGGACCUUGAAACGAGCGAACGAACACUGAGGUAAAAAAGGUAAAGCAAGUCUGAAACUACACUCCUUUUUUUUUCCC
Oryza sativa Japonica Group (Japanese rice) is the source of this 1561-nucleotide messenger RNA. Its product is annotated as F-box protein At1g67340. NCBI's taxonomy places the organism in Eukaryota, Viridiplantae, Streptophyta, Magnoliopsida, Poales, Poaceae. The record is from RefSeq and is a predicted model, not a curated record. Gene Ontology annotation, molecular function: protein binding.